This is a messenger RNA of Silurus meridionalis, 1424 nucleotides long. Its product is annotated as dual specificity protein phosphatase 13-like. The transcript is spliced from 3 exons. Gene Ontology annotation, cellular component: cytoplasm. NCBI's taxonomy places the organism in Eukaryota, Metazoa, Chordata, Actinopteri, Siluriformes, Siluridae. The record is from RefSeq and is a predicted model, not a curated record. Bases 29 to 586 code for a protein of 185 amino acids. Gene Ontology annotation, molecular function: MAP kinase phosphatase activity; protein tyrosine/serine/threonine phosphatase activity. Gene Ontology annotation, biological process: protein dephosphorylation; negative regulation of MAPK cascade.
CACACACACACACACACACACACACAAAAUGGCAGCUGGAACAAAUAAGAGGAAGGAGUAUCUCUCUGUAAAGGACCUGGAGAAAGUUUUGGACUCCUGCACUCUGGAUCUUCACCAAAUAGACGAAGUCUGGCCAAAUCUGUACAUCAGCAACGUGAGAAUUGCUCAGAACCAGGCGACACUGCAGCAGCUGGGCAUCACACACAUCCUGAAUGCUGCCCACUCCAAACGCGGCAGCAUCGGGGACCAAAAGUUCUACGGCACGAGCUUCGUCUACUGCGGAAUCCCGGCGGACGACUCAACUCACUUUGACCUGGACGUUUACUUCAAACCUGCUGCAGACUUCAUACACAGAGGCCUGAAAACUGUAGAAGGAAAGGUGCUGGUGCACUGCAUUAUGGGAAUGAGUCGCUCGUCCUCCUUGGUGUUGGCGUACCUGAUGCUGUAUCAGCACAUGUCUCUGUGCUCAGCCAUCCAGCGCCUGGUCCAGAAACGAGCCAUCUACCCCAACAGGAACUUCCUGGCUCUGCUGCUUGACCUCGACCUGCAGCUGAAGACGAAACGCAAAACAUGCAUUCUGCUCUAACACACAAACAAGCAAACACACAAACACACACCAGAGCUUCAUGUGAACAUGGUAACAGGACAUGGUGUGUGAGAUUGUGGAGCAAUCACAUGGGAGAGCUGGGCCAAAUGAAUCAAAUGGAUCAAAUGAAUCAAAUGAAUCAAAUGGAUCAAAUGAGGCUGUGUUCCAAUCGUGUUUUUAACACACGUUUGUCCACAUUCUGAAUAUAAACUUGUUGCACAACCACAUGAAAGCCGGUUGUGUCAUUUUUACUUGCUAGCUACUUAUAAAACAAACAAGGAACAUCAAGUUCUUGUGAAGAACAUCUUCCUGUUUUCCAGAUAAUGACACACACACACCUCCAAAUGUUAAACAGAGGUGGAACAGGGGGUGUUGAAUACAACAUUAAAGGGUGAAGGCAACCUGAGGAAACACAUGAUAACACCAGUAAAUUUAUAGCUGAAUCUAAUGUUACUCAGAGGACCAACAAGCUGCUGAAGGUCAUUUUCAGGUCACUGACAGUAACUAGUGACUGAAGGUGAUAUAAAAUGUCCUAAUUAUUUUUGGAAGCUAAUAAAUAUACACUGUUGAUAACAUUUCAUUUUCUUUCUCUUUAUUGAAUUGAAUUUGAAGAGAUGUAGUAUAGAACGUGUCAUGUGACACUCUCUAAGACUCUGAUUGGCUGGUGCCCUAUUCAGACUGGAUAAUUAUCUCAUAUGGAUUUUAUAUAUAUAUAUAUAUAUAUGUUUAAUGAAAUUAUUCCCAAAGUAUAUUCCCUAAACGUUCCUCAACCCUGAGGUCUGAGCUCCAUGAAGCUCCUACACAGAGCUCCUUCCUCCUCAACUCCACCGAACACCUU